CAAAGCGGCAGAAACCACCAGCUGCCAUUAAAAGCCGACCUUAUAUAAAAUUAAAAACACCAAACGCCACAUUCCCUCGUUUUCUCAGAUUCCCCCGCUAUUUUCUCGCCCCACAAACACCUAAAUCCCCUCCAAUACACACGUUUUCAACCGCCGGCGUCCUUCCCUUUUUUUCUUUUUCUUUAUAUAAUACCAUAAUGGCCAUGCUCUGUACCAAGAUCCACAAAUCCAACCUCAACAAGGAAGAUCAAGAAUCCUAUGACAGAAUAAACAAAGGAAACAAGCUUUUCUUAUGUUUUAGACCGGUGAUCAUGGAUGGCUCUGACUAUGUAAAUCGUGGCAGGGGACAUUCAAAUUCCUUUGCCAGGUAUGUUCAGAUGGAAGAUAAAGAUGGAGUGAUUUUUGCCCACUUAUACUCGGAUUUACCAUCAUCAGCCGCAUCAUCUUUCUCAUCCCAAACGGAGAAAGAAGUCGACGGUCACCGGAAAAAGAAAAGUAAGAGAAAGUUCUUGCGUGCUAUCAAGGCUGUACUCUUCGAGACAUCAUUGGCUAAGAAGAUCAAGAAAAAAGCUUUUCCAAGGAAGUCAAAGCAGUCUACGACUCCAGAGGCAGAAAAUAAUGUGAACCCAGAAAAUGAAGAUUCACCAUUUCAAAAAAGUUCCAUGAAAAGUUAUGGAACAACAGGAACAUUUGCUCCUUCUAUGAAUUCAUGUGCCUGGAGUUCACGUAAUCCUUCCCUGAAUUCCCCAAAUUCAAUGCUAUUAUCAGACAAGAGUCUUCCACUUGAAUCAUAUAAUAAUUUAAUGGAGAUCAAAAAGAAUCAGGAAUUGGUGCAAGAGGAAAAUGGAAAAGUGCAUGGCAGUGCUACUAAAGGAUUGGUCUUGCUUCUCGUGACUCUUGUGGUUCUGGUCUUCUGGGGUAAGUUAUACGCUAUCUUGUGCACAUCGACAUGGCUUUUCUUAGUCCCAAACUGGAAUUCUGGGAAGAAAUUUCUGAAAAUCAUGGCUAAAUCGCAUUCAAUGGAUUUAGACGAGCGCAAGAAAAAGACUUUUAUGGAGGUGAUAUUUGACAGCGACCGCCGUUCUCCGUCGCCCUUGAUGAGUUAAGACAAGCUGCUUUCCUUUGGUGAAGAUUUUACUCUCUGCCCAAAAGGGUGCAAGAGGUUCAAAUAACUUGAAUUGUUUUUCUACCACCUUCAAGUGUAUAUAUUUAAAAUUAUUCAUGCAGGUUUCUGAUUUUUGGGAUACGAGGCUAGUUGCUGACUUGCAGUAAUGCAAGCUAAAGCCUCGUUGCUUUUUGUAAUUUUUUUUCUCUUUUUUUCUUGCCAAACAGUUUCUGGUGGCAUCAAAUUUCACAAUAAACUGUACGGGUACAAAGAAAAUUAUACAUAUCAACUUUUUAAGACACGAUUAUAUAAGCGUUUAUUUUGCAAU
Messenger RNA from Manihot esculenta (cassava), 1433 nucleotides. RefSeq lists its product as uncharacterized. The record is from RefSeq and is a predicted model, not a curated record. The transcript has 2 exons. Bases 198 to 1106 code for a protein of 302 amino acids. NCBI's taxonomy places the organism in Eukaryota, Viridiplantae, Streptophyta, Magnoliopsida, Malpighiales, Euphorbiaceae.